Varroa destructor (honeybee mite) is the source of this 6481-nucleotide messenger RNA. RefSeq names its product putative sodium-dependent excitatory amino acid transporter glt-6. Lineage: Eukaryota; Metazoa; Arthropoda; Arachnida; Mesostigmata; Varroidae. The record is from RefSeq and is a predicted model, not a curated record. Gene Ontology annotation, biological process: L-glutamate transmembrane transport. Gene Ontology annotation, molecular function: L-glutamate transmembrane transporter activity; neutral L-amino acid transmembrane transporter activity; glutamate:sodium symporter activity. Gene Ontology annotation, cellular component: plasma membrane.
GUGUCACGUACUAUAUAAAAAGAUUUCACUAGUUGAUAAAUUUGAAUCUGUCUGAGACUUCAUGACUCAGCCAAACUGAAAGAUACUGCCGGUAAUUUCAGAUUAAUCGCAUUUAGUUCGCCGAUGCGUAACUGCACAGUGUGCUUCAAUCAGUAAUUCUGCAGAUUUUAAAAGAUUGAGCGUCAGCUGGCUCUCAAUGCGGCAUCUCGAUUGGCACGUCAAAUAAAUACUGACGUCGUGCCGGCAACGGGCCCUAUCUUUAGGUGCAAACAUUGUUUUGUUUUUACAGGAAGUCAAAUGAAGUAGAGCUUCAUUCAGUUCACUUUUCAAUAUGGAUUUUAUUUCUUCUCAUGCAUUUAAGCACACCUACAGUAAACACUGGUAUAGAGUAGUUUAUAAAAUUUUUUAGUAAUUUUUAUUCCGUCGCUUGGCCCGCCAUCUACAAAUCGAUCUUAGACAGGUUCAAUAUUGACACUGUGUCGAUUUCAUGUACCCGUAAUAUCGCUAUUGUCCCUUCCUCAUCAUUAUUAUUGAAGGCGUAUGGUACUAUUAUAAUUGUCUCCCACAGGUAUUCCUUGUCCAAUCAAAAAAAACAUUUUUCUGCAGCAGUUGAUGUGGUCAGAACUCACAGAACCUUCCAUACUUUGCACUUAUCCACUACCUGUCACAAUUUUAUCCACGAAAUGCGGUCUCUCCUACAGUCGCGGUGUCUGUGGGGCGGCCACUUCAAACACGUGAGCUUUUUGCUCUUGAGUUGUGGCUAUCGUGGGCACCUACCCUCACUCUCUGCGUAGUCCCCUCACUCGGCCCGUGUCCUAGGCUGGUGCUCUCGCCUAGAGUCACGGUUGUGUCCCGUCAGCUAAAUGUGCCUUCUUUCCAUUUAGCUAGUCACUUAACGCUCGUCAUCAGCUUUCGGCGAAGUUCAGCGUUCCGUCGUUGUCAGACAGUAGGUGACUAUCUGGCCGACAGUAGCACAUAUUUCCUGUACACCAAAUAGUGGCAACAAUAGAAGUCAGUCGUAUCACAGACAGCUGGCAAGGGGCUCGUUGCCAGUGCUCGUCGUCCAAACCUGUGUUUGUUACGCUCGCUUCUGUGUGUUCGAGCCUAUAGCCGAAUAGCAAGCGUUUGCGCUGGCUUAGCAUCUGCUACGCUGUCUCUGUUCUCUUAGUGAAGGUCCAUUUGUAGGCUCGUGAAGCCCAACGGUGCGGAGUCCUGCCGUCGCCGAUGAGGACAUUGCCGCCAACAACGACAACAGCAUCGUCGAUGACGACAAUAACAACAACAACUGUUUCUCACAUACAGUACCGAGAACAGAUGACAUUGUGAGUCUCCGAGUAGCAGCUGUGGGUACAGGAGUGACAAAGGAUAAACUAUGUGAGGACCUUUACCAGCCAUACUGUCUAUACACAAAACAGAGGUCGCGAGGCAGACAAUCGCGAAGAGAAGACCAGAGCCAGAAGCCUGUAACAGAGUGUAUCCUGUAGAGUGUUUGUGCUGCCCAUUAAAGUCUACUAUCAGCUGGCCCGUUAAUGGAGGCAGCCAACGGCGAAGUCUGCGCGGACCUCUUUCUCGGGCUACGUUAGAGCUGUACGAGGCAGUUAUUGUUGUAACAAGUGCGGCCUCUCUCAGUUCACGAGCAUUGGUCCACGAUUGCCCCCCCCCCCCCCUUGGCGACCCCUCCUCUACACACACGCUCGCAUCUUAAUCGUACCGCAAUUUCCACUACCUUUACUAUUACUGCUGCCGACUGAAAAAACUUUUGCAGCAUCAUCUAACCUGCUGCUGCUACUGCUGCUGCUGCUGAGGGCGGCGCUGCAGCCACCACUACAGACUUAACUAGAACUUUGGAGAAAGGGCGAAAUUGGCCUGUGCUAGCACUGGGUUUCAUUGAGUCAGUAACUAUUGAGUUGGUGAUAAAGUUGUCUGGCGCAUAACGAACUGGAGACGAGUCACAAGCCAUAGGAGUCUAGCGGUAAUGAGGUCCUGUCCUGUCAAUGGUGACUGUUAAUUGUGUUAGUGGUAACUCCAGUGCUGUUUGGCCUUAGGACUAUGCUGUUUUCUUGUUAGAGUUUUUGAGUUGGUGGAGGGCAGUACGAGAAAAAUACUGGCAACCGAGUUGGUGAUCAGAUCGCGAGAAAAAAGUCGAAGCGUGUUUUCGUCUAUAGUUUUUAUCGCUAAGAGCCACGAAACUUCGGUGCUGUUGUUGUCACCGAGGCCCAUCAGGACUAAAUCGCGCGAAGUCAGGCCCCGUUUUACGGUAGAAGUGAGCCUGCUUAGUGUGCGCGAACACACAAUCACGCAAAUAUUUAGCAGAUCAAAUCGCUAUAGACGAAUACUGACGCCUAAAAGAGAAUUGGAGAAGCGCUAAACGUGGGCUAAGUUCGAAAGGCGGAUUCACAGAAAGCAAACGAUUCGUCGACUUACUGAAGCGGUGGGGGCUUCGUAAGGCGCGAAGUGAGUGGAUGAAGCUGGUGCCAGUCGUGGGUUGGUGGCACCAUGGUGAACUCUGUCCCGGAAAGGGCUGUGUGCUCCAUGUCCAAGCACAUUAUUCGCAACACAGGAUCCGGAUACCGGACGCAUCAGGCCGACGCAGUUUCUAGCGAUUCGGAUAUGUCGACAAUCGUGACUAUGAUUGCUACUGUAAUUCGGAAGAAUUUUUUCCUCGUUACCACUGUCUUUGGUGUUAUUGCCGGAAUCGUACUUGGCGUAGCGUUACGGUCGCUCGAACCAAGUGUUCAGAUGAUCUCGUUUGUCGAAUUGCCUGGAGAAGUGUUUAUGCGCUGUCUUCGAUUACUCAUUCUGCCUAUGAUGAUAGCUACAAUCGUUUCGGGCAGCGCCAAUCUGUCCGGUAAGGCCCAGGGUAAAAUGGCCUUAUUGACGCUUUCGAUCUUCAUGCUGACAUCGUUGAUCUCAGCCCUGAUCGGGUUAUGCUUCGUGACCGCCAUUUAUCCUGGAAGGGACAUGAGUGGUUUGGUCGGUGAAGACACCAGCCGGCAACAGAGUCAGAAAACUCCCACCCUGACCGACACGUUCCUGGAUCUCAUCAGAAAUGCAUUCCCCGAGAACCUGAUCGAGGCCACGACCCAUAGCGGCUACUCCGCUUACCAGAGCAAGAAUCAGACGCAGCUGGAUGGCAGUGUGAAGGAGAUCUCCAAGAGGGUGUGGCAUGUGCGUGGAGGGACAAAUUCUCUCGGACUGAUCGUUUUCUGCAUUGCCUUUGGCUCGACAAUUGGCUCGAUGGGCACUCCGGCGGACCCUCUCAAGCAUUUUUUCUCUGCCUUGGAUUCUGUCAUAAUGAAACUUGUCGGAAUUGUUAUGUGGUUCACGCCAGUCGGAGUUUGUUCCCUGCUGUGCGCGAGGAUCCUUGAAGCUGGUGACAUCCUUCUGCUUUUUCAUCAAAUGGCGCUCUUUAUCUUGACAGUCGUAUCUGCUCUGUCGGUCGAAUUGUUCGGUGUACAGCCGAUCCUCUACUUUGUUCUAACACGAGGCAAUCCGUUCAAGCUUCUCUUACAGUUAGCCUAUCCUGGCAUGUGUGCCUUCGUUUGUGCUGCCAGCGCUCCGGUGAUGCCCCUGAUGCUGCGCGCACUGGAAGACAAGUGCGGGGUGGACAAACGUGUAGCUAAAUUUGUAAUACCCAUCGGAGUCACUGUAAACAUGAACGGAACAGCCUGCUUUAUCGCGGCUGCGACGAUGUUCAUUGCCCAGAUGAAUAACAUCUCCCUUGAACUGAGCGACUACUUCGCUGUGUUAAUCACCUCAACAGCCGUAUCGAUUGCAGCUACCUCAGUGCCUUCAGCAGCUCUCUUCCUUAUGGCGAUGACCCUUUCGGUCAUCGGGGCACCCCUCAGCGAUGUCAGCUUACUCUUCACCACUGAAUGGCUACUGGAUCGUUGUCGAACCGUGAACAAUUGCUUGGGCGAUGGCGUAACAGCUGCUAUUGUUUCGCAUCUUUGCGAUCUCAAAGGCGAACCUGACGACGACAAUGGAACUGACUGCAACGGUGUCGAUGAUGGCUGCCUAGAUGAGAAGAAGUCUAAGAUCACUGAGGACGCUCCGUUAAAUUGCCCUCCAGUCUAACUUCUCGGCUCGAAGGUAUGACGGAACUGUAUGAGGUCAUCACUGAAAACGAUACGGCGGCGAGGCGAAUCGAAAGUCAACACCAACUUCACAACAAUAAUAGCAAGAAAGGAAAUGAGCCCUAAAGCUAUUAACAGGCUCUCUUAAAGCCAUCCAUAAGCUGUAAUGUUCGCGGGGACAUGCAAAAAAACCCUACUAUAUGAAAACAAGGUGACACAAUCUGUACACAAGCUAAUAACCAUACAUUCACAGAAGAAUGUACACCCCGUGAAUCUGUACAUGUACAACAAGAAUCAUCGGCUUUGUCUCAGCCCUAUUUCUGAUGUAGUUUUGACACUGAAUUGAAGAUCGGAACAGAAUUUUGUCGAAUGCGAUACCUUCUGCAGAUUGUUCUCCGCUUUCAGACCCCGCGAUCUCUGAUCAGUACUAGUAUCCAAAUUGUCAAGAGUCCAACAAUUGCCAUACCCUAAUCCAAAAAGGAAACAUGUUUUGACGCAACAUGUUUGCAUCUUGUCGUGGUUCUGGCCCAAUCUCGGCUAAAUAAAAAAACAUCUUCAGUCCCAACAACGACGUAGUAGAGCUGAGUCCUAGCCACGUGGCAUCUUUGUGCCAGAGUACUUCACCGUAGAAACUUCAGUACCUUGAUAUUCCAAUUCAUCUAUCGAGUUUAUUAUUAUAGAGCACAUUCGCAUAACGUUCACGCACGGAGUUGAACUGGCACAACUAGAAAGUGUGAACUAAAGACGAAUAGAUGACACUGAUAGAGGGCAACUGUUCAAUUCGAAUCUAACUAACAUAGUAGGGAAGUCUACUUCUGACAGGGUAGACAUAUGGGGAUUCGAUAGCGUUGACAUUUUUAGUGCCCGUGCCAUGUGGUCGAUUACGUGGUAGGCUGGUGGCGACCGUAGCAUAAAGAAAGGCCUUAUAGGAGACCCCUCGACUAGACUACAUAGGAGCUCGCGGUUGAGGGGAAAACCAAUAAAACAAAAGCUUUAUAACGCGAAUGGAAACUCUACAGUGGCUUUGGUGGGGUUUACAGUAAUAGUGGGAAGCGACGUUUGAGGAAGAGUUUCUGAACGGGACUAUAGAAGUGGCCUGCAUCGGCCGAAGCUCUCUGUCUCUCUCUCUCUCUCUCUCUCUCUCUCUCUCUCUCUGUACACCAAAAACUGUUCUUUUGAGCGCGAUCGAGUGUCUCAUAAUUGCGUUAAUUUCAUUUGCAGUGAAAAAGGAACUUAAACCCGAAAAGCGAGUGGUACAGCGGUUUUGGCAAUACAAUUAAUGCCCUUAGUUGGAUACGGUCUUCCUGUAAAAUUAAUUGUGCCGAAAGUCUCCGGUCUACUUUCGGACAGCACCUUAGUCAGUAUAACUUACUUAUCUUUUCUUACUAACUUAAACGAAGAAGGUACUCUAGACUGAUCAAACUCUGAUAAUAGUUUUCAAAUGUGAUAACUUUCUAAAUUAAACUUAUCCUAUUUUCAGACGAUAGAUGGAAGACUGAAAAGUAUGUUUUAAUAGAUAUUGAAGAGCAAUUUAUACAACCAUAUAUAUAUAUAUAUAUAUAUAAAGCAAAAAACGUGUUCUAUAGACACCGCGCACUGCUAUUUUGGGAAGGUCGAAAAGCAAUGUUACAUCGCGUUCAGCCAGUCGAUGUAUCCGAGAUUUUGAGGACAACGUGUAGCACUCGAUUGCGCCAGUAUAUAUCUUAGAGAGGGUUACCUUUGUUGAAAAAGUGCUCUCCACGAUCCCAUGCGGGAAUCGCUUGAGGUCGGUUAGUAAUAGUAGUCACUAGACAAUUAUUAUUCAGCAUAAUGAAUAUAUCAUUAAUUCAAUAUAGAUGAAUGUAGGAUGAACCUAGUUAUAAACAGAUGCUUUCACGCCCCGUAAACGUGCUUGUUUCUCCUGUGAAAGUCUGUACGGUCACUUUGUUUAAAUCAGAGAUCGUCGUUCGGCUGAAUAAGCAUAGGUAUCAUAGUGAUUAGAAAUAAAUGACGAGCUUAUUGUUGUUGAGAAGAUAUAGAUAUUGGUAGUGUAAAUUGAGUCUAAGAUAAAUUAGGCCUAUUUAUUGAAAGGUACAACUACGUGGAAGAAUGCUUCCCCUUUUCAAACAAUAGUAGCUAUUCUUAUAUCAUAUGAUAGAAAGUAACUAGCUUAGAUAACAACAAUAAUGAGUCAUACUUCUAGACUACUUUCGUGUAAUGUUAUAAAUAAAUAAAUAAGCAGCAAAGCGGUAGUUGCUGUUUAAAAAUUAAUAAAAACUUACUAAAACGCCAUUAGUGAAGUUCCUUGACUUUGAAAAAGUAAAAGGUACAGUACAGGAAAAGUAAAUAUAGUUCGUCGAUUUAGUUCUGUUUAUAGACUUUCGAUGAGUAUUGAUUUCUUUUCACGUACGUAAUAGCAUAAGGUG